AUGUAUGCAGCUCCAUGGUAUUGUGAUAACUGUCGCCGAGUUAAUGGUAUUACUCGAUAUCAGUGUCAGCACUGUAGAGGAGUAAAUUUAUGUGAUCAAUGUAUAGCACGUGCACAUAUAACACAUCCAAAUCAUACAUUUCAGUUAGUUCAACAAGCAGGCAAUGUUACUUCAACUCCAACUUGGACAGUACCAUCAUAUCCACAAUGGGCGGGUUAUCAUUAUGCAUAUCAAAAUCAACAACAACCUUCAUGGAAAAUAACAUAUGAAUAUAAGACUAUUUAA
Molecule: messenger RNA, 285 nt
Organism: Adineta steineri
Lineage: Eukaryota; Metazoa; Rotifera; Eurotatoria; Adinetida; Adinetidae
Source: the annotation of a GenBank genome assembly